This is a messenger RNA of Entrophospora candida, 2219 nucleotides long. Lineage: Eukaryota; Fungi; Glomeromycota; Glomeromycetes; Entrophosporales; Entrophosporaceae. The record is from the annotation of a GenBank genome assembly.
GUAAUGAAUUCUUGAUUAAUUUGAUCGAUUCCCCCGGGCAUGUUGACUUUUCAUCUGAGGUUACUGCUGCUCUACGUGUUACUGAUGGUGCUUUAGUGGUGGUGGAUUGUGUUGAAGGUGUUUGCGUACAAACUGAAACUGUAUUACGUCAAGCUCUUGCUGAGCGUAUUAAACCUGUGGUAAUUAUUAAUAAGGUAGAUCGUGCCUUAUUAGAGUUACAACUUACAAAAGAAGAUUUAUAUACAGUAAAAUCAGUGAAUGUCAUUAUUUCAACGUAUUACGAUAAAGCUCUUGGUGAAAUCCAAGUAUAUCCUGAGAAGGGUACUGUCGCUUUUGGUUCCGGUCUUCAUGGUUGGGGAUUCACCCUUCGUCAAUUUGCUGAGCGUUACUCAAAAAAAUUCGGUGUUGAUAAAGAAAAAAUGAUGCAAAAGCUUUGGGGUGAAAACUUUUUUAAUCCUGCCACAAAAAAAUGGACCACUAAAGGUAAUACUCCCGAAGGAAAACAGCUUGAACGUGCUUUCUGUAUGUUUGUAUUGGAUCCUAUAUUUAAAUUGUUUGAUGCCAUCAUGAACUUCAAAAAAGAAGAGACAACCAAAAUGUUGGAAAAAUUGGAAAUUGUCUUAAAGGUUGAAGAAAAAGAAUUAGAAGGAAAAGCACUUUUAAAAAUUGUAAUGAGAAAAUUCUUACCUGCAUCAGAUGCUUUACUGGAAAUGAUAGUAAUUCACUUGCCAUCACCUGUAACUGCUCAAAAAUAUCGUGCUGAAAUGUUGUACGAAGGUCCUGGUGACGACGAGUGCGCUAUGGGAAUAAAAGAAUGUGAUCCUAAUGCACCUCUAAUGUUGUACGUGUCUAAAAUGGUACCUACCUCUGAUAAAGGUCGUUUCUAUGCUUUUGGUCGUGUGUUUUCUGGUACCGUAAAAUCUGGACUCAAAGUUCGUAUCCAAGGUCCUAAUUACGUACCUGGAAAAAAGGAAGACUUAUUUUUAAAAUCAAUUCAACGUACAAUUCUUAUGAUGGGUCGUUAUGUCGAACCAAUUGAAGAUUGCCCAGCUGGUAACAUAGUCGGUUUAGUUGGUGUAGAUCAAUAUUUACUUAAAUCAGGUACCAUCAGCACAUCAGAAAUUGCUCACAACUUAAAGGUUAUGAAAUUUUCUGUGUCGCCUGUCGUCAAAGUAGCCGUUGAAGUAAAAAAUGCAAAUGAUUUACCUAAAUUGGUCGAAGGCUUAAAACGUCUUUCAAAGUCAGAUCCCUGUGUCCAAUGUUAUACAGCUGAUACUGGUGAACACAUUAUUGCUGGUGCUGGUGAAUUACAUUUAGAAAUUUGCUUAAAAGAUUUGGAAGAAGAUCAUGCUCAGGUUCCAAUCAAAACUGGUGAUCCCGUUGUGUCAUAUAGAGAAACAGUACAAACUGAAUCAUCAAUAACUGCUUUAUCAAAAUCACCAAAUAAACACAAUCGUCUAUAUGUGAAAGCUUUCCCUAUGCAAGAAGAGCUCUCCAAUGAUAUUGAAAGUGGGAAAAUAACACCACGUGAUGAUUUCAAAGCACGUGCACGUGUUCUUGCUGAAGAAUAUGGUUGGGAUGUUACUGAUGCUCGUAAGAUUUGGUGCUUUGGUCCCGAAACAACUGGUCCUAAUUUAUUAGUUGAUGUAACAAAGGGAGUACAAUACCUUAGUGAAAUCAAGGAUUCAUGUAUUGCUGCGUUCCAAUGGGCAACAAAAGAAGGUGUUUGUUCAGAGGAAAAUAUGAGAUCAUGUCGUUUCAAUAUACUUGAUGUUGUGCUACAUGCUGAUGCCAUUCAUCGUGGUGGUGGUCAAAUUAUUCCAACUUGUCGUCGUGUCCUCUAUGCUGCUGUUUUAACAGCUACUCCCGGUAUUAUGGAGCCUGUUUUCCUUGUCGAAAUUCAAUGUCCAGAAGGUGCAAUGGGUGGUAUCUAUGGUGUAUUAAAUAGAAGACGUGGUCAUGUCUUUGCUGAAGAACAACGUCCUGGUACUCCAUUAUAUAAUGUCAAAGCAUAUUUACCAGUAAGUUAUCUUAUUACUAAUUUACGUUCAAACACUGGUGGACAGGCUUUCCCACAAGCUGUAUUUUCACAUUGGCAACUUAUGAAUGGAACACCUUUAGAACCAGGAAAAAUAGCUGAUAUUGUUAAAACCAUAAGGAAAAGAAAAGGUCUUUCUGAAGAAAUUCCAAGUUUAGAUAAAUACUUGGACAAAUUGUAA